GCGGCUCAGUCCGGUCGCCAUGAUUCCUGUGCAGAUGUUUUCAGAGCUCAGACUGAGGAGAUUUGACGCUAAGCUAACGGCCUGAAGCUCUGCACUUAAACCAGUUUCAAUGCACUUAUCGACGUUAUAGAGAGAUACCAGAGUCUCCAAGAUAACAUACAGUCUUGGGUUAUGGCGACCAAUGUCGGGGAUGAUGAGUUUGAUGAAUAUGAUAAGCCUGGUGCUGAAAGGUCAAGAAGACGGAGAGGAGAAGAUGACGACUUGGAAAGUGAUUUGGAGGAGGGAGACUUACUUGAAGAAGAUUGGCUGUCAUCAAAAAAGAACCCCUCAGAGAUGUCAGAUGAAGAGCUAAAUGAUGACCUCUUACAAAGUGAUGAAGAGGACCAAAACGCAAGUGGUCAGGGUGAGGUUGUGAGUUUAAAUGCCACACUGGGUCUGGGCACGUCGGGUCACCUUCAAGAUGAAGACCCUGAUGGAGGUGGAUAUACCGAAUACGCCUAUGAAGAGACAGAGGGCGGCCAACCGGGUUUCUCUCAGGGUGGGGAGUAUGAAGGAAAUGAGUACCAAGGAGAAGAUGGAAGGGUGGAAUACACAGGAGACCAGAACUGUGAAGAAUAUCAAGAUGAAGUGCUGGAACUACAGAUCGAUGAGCCACUGGAUGAUGACUUUCAAGUGGAUGAAUACCCGACUGAGUAUAGGGAAGAGCAGACUGACCGACAGGAAGUGCCUGAGGAGGAGGAGCAUAAAGAGGAAACUGAGGAGCAGGACAACUCUCAGGUCACAGAAUUAGAGGAGGUGGAGAAUGAAAACGAUCCAGAAGCUGAGGCCGAACCGGACGCCGAUGUGAAGGAGGAGUCUGAUGAGGAAGAGGAAGAUAUUGAAGAAUCUGGCCGUCUGCGAUUUAAGACCGAGCGCAAAGAUGACACAGUGGUCAGACUGUCUGAUGCCACCAGUAAAAGGAGGAACAUCCCAGACACAUUAGAGCUCUCUGAUGCAGCUAAAGCAGACCUGCGUGAGUUUGAGGAGAGGGAACGUCAGAGGAAGCAGGGCCGUUUUGGAGGACGCGGGAGAGGAGCAGAUGGAGGGAGGGGAGGAAUGGCAGGUAGAGGUGGGGUCAGGGGAAGGGGAGGAGCAGGAGGACGAGGAGCCGGUGGAAGAGGCGAUUUCCCUCUAUUUGGAAUGGGCGGUUUCCGUGGCGAUGGAGUUGGAAGUCGAGGGAGAAUAAAUGAGCAAAGGCCUCCGCUGAUGCAAGUGAACUUAGGAAUGCAGCAGCAGCUCAGAAUGACUCCUCCGCUUCAGCAUCACCACCAUCAGUCUCGUCUGCCUGGUCCGAGAGGCAGUGGAGGUCCCGGGCUAUUCCCGGAUCCGGGUACCCCAAUUCCUCAGCAGCCGCUGCAGCUGAUGAUGCCUCGUCUGGCCCACCAUUCCCCAGGGCCCAGAACACAACACGACACACACGUACCAUGCUUGUUGAACUCGCCGCCGCGUCACUCACGCGCACAUCCCAACCAACACCAGCAGCAUCAACAGUAUCACCCCAAGAAUAUUCACAUCAACCCUCACUUCAGAGGACCCUCCUCCUCACCUGUGCAAGUUCCCUCAAUGCCUCCUGUGCAGAACCAACCGAGGCCUAACAUCGCUCCACAGAGACUCCCGGCUCCUCCUGAUUUCCAGCAGCAUCUCCAAGGGAAUUUUGGCCCACCUCAACGGUCUCUGCCCCCCCAGGAUCAAUGGAGAGGACCACCACCACAUCAUCAGGAUCCAGAGCACUUCUUCCCUGGUGAACCACAUUUUUCAGGCCAGCACAUGUUUGACCAGCCAGGCCCUGCCCCCCUCAUGAAUAACAGUGUUCUUCCGAUAUCGGGCCACGGCCCUCCAUCUUUCUCCCCGCAAGGGGGGCUCGGAAGUCCUGGAUUUGGUUCUCUGGGGCUCAGGCAGAACCAAGGGCCUCAGGGAGGAGGUAUGUUCCAGAGAGAGCCCCCUCGGUUGGGUCUGGCCCCGCAGCAUGGAGGCCCCCCUGGUCCCUGUGGCUUUGUGGGUCACAGACAGCCCUUCUCGCCCCAACAGCAGGGACCCCCCUUUAGCCCCCAGCACGUGCAAUUUGGUAUGCAGGUACGCCAGAGAGGUCUAAUGCAGCAGCCCCUGCACCAUGAUCUGCCACUAUCCCAUCAACCCUUGCACCAGCAACAGCAGCACCAGCAACACAGACAGGACUUGCCCCCCCAGGGUCUGCCUCACUCCCAGCCUCCACCCCAACACCAACAGCACCACCAACACCACCCAAGGGACCAACAUCCCAUGGUGCACCUCUCCCAGCCCCACUUCCGCCAGUCGAUUCAAAGUGGAAACAGACAAAUGCAGUCCCGACCACAAGGCAACCAGCAGCGAAACAACCAUGCCAGACCCAAAAUGACGUUGCCUCCUCCACUGCAGCAGAUUCCUCCUCAACGCAACAGCAAUCUCCGUGAGCUGCCCAUUGCCACGAGCAACAAUAAUAACCGCCCGUCAGUGCCUAGUGGGCAAGCAAAGCCUGUUACCAGAGCAACACAGAAUGUUAGGCAAGGGCAGGCUGCUCGUGCUGGACCAGCAGGAAGGGGAGGAUCUGUGGCACAAGGGCUGGGAGCUGCCAAAGCACCAGAGCAGCCCAGUGUGCCUGAGAUGAAGAAAGAGUGUCCAGCUGCACAGUCAAGCACCACUCCAGAGGACCCAGAUGAAGAUGAGGAGACACGUCAGUACAGACUGAAGAUUGAGGAACAGAAGCGUCUGCGAGAGGAGAUCCUCAAGCGCAAAGAGCAGCGCAGGCAGAUGCAGGCUGGGAUGCGCAAAAAAGAACUGAUGGAACGGAUCAGUGGCCAGAACCCAAACCAGACUCCACAAACUCCGAUCCCCACACCCAACCCAACCCCAGCAGCCCAGCCCUCACAGCCGGUCCCUUCACUGAUCUCUAACGGAACCCCCCAGAACCCUUCGACAGGUCUUAGUUCCCCUCGUCCAACUGUGAAGGCCCGUCUGCAGAACACUAAACCUCUGGCACAGACUUCAGGCUGGUCUGGGCCGCAGAAGCAACAGAGCGCUGGUCCUGAUGCCAGCCAGCAGGGCCAAUGGCAACCGCAGCAGAAGAGGACCAUGACCCCACAAAACACUCAAAGACAAGGUGCUGCUCAGACCAGCCCAUUAGAAGAGCCAUUGGGUCAGCCUCAACCUGGAGGAAAGAGAACAGUGAUGCAAAGAGCGAGCAGCACCGAAUCGCCACAGGUUCCACAGAAAGUGCGGGUAGUUAAGCGUCUGGGAGAGCAGGCAGAUGCCGGUCCCAACACUGGUCCCCCACAGCAGCAGCAACAACAACCAAUUGGUCGGCCUGCCCCCCAACAGAGACUUGGUCCCAUCAGAAAAGUUACCAUGGCAACUGGUGGUGUACAAAAUCAACAACAGGCUGGCCGUGGCAUGGCAAACCAAACGAACCGGGUGGUAGUUCGGGGUCGGGCGCGAGGCCGUGGUGGGGGGCGUGUGAUGAUGCAGCAGAACCCAAGAGCUCAGGAUUGUCAGAGAAGCACUGUCUGCAUUGAAGGUUUAUCCACCACCACAACCAACAAACAGCUCACGAACCUUCUCAACUCCAUUGGCCCUGUUGAGAUGUUUACAAUGUUGCCGGAGCAGCGGAAGGCCAUUGCCAAGUUUGUGAACUCUCAGCAUGCAGCAAGUUUUCAGCACAGCUUUCACAGGCACAUGAUAGAUUUGUCUCACAUCGAUGUUUCCAUUAUCGAUGGCUGAGGAACAAGCCAGUUCAACAGACAAGACGACAAGAAGUGAGCAAGAAGAGAAUGUCUUUUUCUGAAAGACAGACACACAGUCAGGAGGCUAAAGCUUUGGAAGCUCUGUGGAGAGUGCUAUCGACAAGCUCAAGCCACAUGCAUGAAAGAAUCCAAAACAAAGAGCCAAACACCAGCUGUGUCCUGCUGGAUAUGGCACAGCACUGAACUCACAUUGUCAAUGACUUUGGCAUGAAGUCUUGCUCUUGUUUCUGUACUUUCAUUUAUAUGUGGAGGGAUCAGUAAUGGUCUGAAACCAGCAGGUGAAAAGAGAGAAAAAGGUAUGAAACCAGGACAUUUUUAUGCCAGUUGAUAAUAGUUGCUCCCAUCCUCUAGCUCUCUAGAUAAUCUUUUGGAUGUCUGUUUUUGGUCAAAUAGGAAUUCUUGAUUUAUUGUGGAAUUUCCACAGUCAGUGUGACUUGAACAAAGUGUUAAAGGGGUGGUUUGGCUGAUUGAAUAAUGUUGCGCAUGCUGCAGUAGGUUUUGUCACCUGUAGAGGGCAGCAGAUGUCUUCGGUAUGGAGCUCUGUAUGUUGGGGACAUCAGAGAGAAAAGCACUGCUUGUUAUGAAACUUCAGGGGCAUAUUUGGGUUGAGCUUUUUUCUAGUUGUGUAUCUUUUGGAAGCCACUGUGAUAAUGCAGGUGUCUCUUUUUUUGUGCAUUUGUCUACGACUAUUCAUGAUCUUAAGUUUAUUCAUUGUCCCUUUCUCCAUUAUGAUUGUAUUGCAGUUGGGUUUUGUUCUGCAGAGCUGGAGUGGUGGUUCACGACGCGUGUCUUUGGGACCUAAAGACAGCUGAAAAACUAUUUUGACAAUAAAUGGCUUUUAUAUUUUGAUUUUAGGUUUUGGUGCUGGAAUUGCAUAUUUAGAUUCUUUUAAUCGUUGUUAGAAAUGGCUUCUAAGAAAGUAGGAAAGGCAACCAGAGAGUCCCCUCCUUUGGUAAUACUCCUUUUUAAUGUGUUUAGUUUUCUUUCCUCAGAGUUCAGCACAUGUUGUGUGUGGAAGAGGACGACUGAAUCAUGGCCUGUGUGAUGAUUCGAUAGGAUUUUAUUGUAGGUUUUGAUGGAGCUCUGUUUGCUUACAUUAAGAUAGAGCACUAGAUGAGUUUGAACUGUCCUGUUUACAACAACAGCUUAGUUAUUUGUUUGUGAAGAGAGAUAUUUUGGACCGUUUAUAAUAAUAUGCUUAUAACUUUGGCUCCGUUAAUUGUUUUGAAGUUUGUCAGAUGGGAAUACAGGUUACUGAAUCUGAAUUGUGAGUUGUUAGGGAUAAGGAUUGGUCAAGAUCAGCUUCUAAUAUCCGUUAUCUCCAUUUUCCACUUGAUUUUUCCAUUUAUUUAGUAAGUUGUUACCCAAGCUUUAGAUUU
Molecule: messenger RNA, 5173 nt
Organism: Sinocyclocheilus rhinocerous
Lineage: Eukaryota; Metazoa; Chordata; Actinopteri; Cypriniformes; Cyprinidae
Gene: rbm33a
Product: RNA binding motif protein 33a
Exons: 19
Coding region: 172-3771 (1199 amino acids)
Molecular function (GO): RNA binding
Source: RefSeq, a predicted model, not a curated record